GGCGGCGGCUCAGUGCGCAGGCACCGCGCGGGAGCGAGCAGCGCUCCGGGCUGUACAUAAUACGUGGUGUCUGGGGCCGUGCGCGGCGCAGAGAGGAGAUGGGACCAGGGUGGGAGAGCCGCAGCUAGCGCCGCCGCGGUUGCUCAGCUGGCCGAGGGGAGCGCCAGAAGGGACAGGUAGGGAACAAACAGCAGAAGGAGAGACUCCCACAGGAUGCGAAAAGUUGUUUUGCAGAAGAACCAACAGACUCCAAAAGUAGAGUAGGAAGGAUGAGCUCCUAUGCUGACAUCUGCGGGUCCAAGCAUGCGCAGGGCAGCACUGAGGGAGGGUACCAACGCUAUGGAGUUCGGUCCUACCUGCAUCAAUUUUAUGAGGAUUGCACAGCUUCAAUUUGGGAGUAUGAGGAUGAUUUUCAGAUCCAGAGAUCGCCUAGCAGGUGGAGCUCUACGUUCUGGAAGGUCGGACUCAUCUCUGGGAUGGCUUUUAUGCUGAUAGGUUUAACAGUUCUUGUAGUGGGUUUUCUUGUGCCACCAAAAAUCGAAGCUCUUGGGAAAGAUGAUUUUGUUGUGGUGGAUACCCGUGCCAUACAGUUUAAUGGGUCCCUUGAUAUAUGCAAGCUGGCAGGUGCAAUCUUGUUUUGUGUUGGAGGGUCCACUGUGGCAGCAUGUCUGAUGAUGUCUGCUUUUGCUAAAAGUUACUCCAAAGAAGAAAAGUACCUCCAACAGAGAUUUAAAGAGAGAAUAGCUGAUGUAAAAGCCCAUUCAAAUCCAGUCACAAAAGCGCCAGCACCUGGAGAGUCAAAGAUACCUGUCACUUUGUCUAAAGUUCAAAAUGUCCAACCUCUAUCUGAAACCUGACCCUUUCCUUAGGUUUUAUUUCUCACCUGUAGAUCACUUUAACUGGAAAAUAGCAGCUGUUGUUGGCAUAUGUGCUAGUCAGUUACAACAUCGAGUGCUCUGCUAUACAAACACACAGCUGAUGGUGAAGCCAAUCCAAUGCAAAUUUAGGAUUGAGAAAAGGGGAGUGAUGUGAUUAGACCUGUGACCAGUAUAUUCAGUGUAUUUGAACUUCUUAAUCUGUGUUGAACCAAUAAGUCCUUGCAACAACAAUUAGCUGUUUAGCUUAUAAGAUUGCAUUCCUAAUAAAAACCCAGAGUGUUUAUGACAGCUGUACUGGGAACACCUCACAUCCCACUGUUCAAAGUUCAGAUGAGUUGGUUUUUUGUUCAGUUUUUCUUCUUGGCUUUAAAAUACUGUUUAGUCUUACCACCUGGUUCUGCUGUCUGGGAAGCCAAGAUUCUGCUGUCUGGGAAGCCAAGAUUCUGCCCUUGUAAUUUGCACAUGUCCUUCUGUACAGUCUGUAUCGAAGAAAUACUGCACAGGUAAAACAUAGGUGACAGUGGGUGCCCUUAACUUGAUUGCAGCACACAUCACUUCCCAGCAAUGCAGCUGUCUGGGAAAGGCAAGUUAUACUUGAUCCCAAGUUAUAAUUGACCUGUGUGAAACUGCCACUUUUAUCUUAGUCAUUGCCAUGUUAACAAAGAGUACAAAAAUAAAGAGAAGGAAUUCAUAUGGGAGGAGGAACAUCAUACCUGUAUGUCUUUGUUUUGAUACUGUUUCUUUCAUUGUACUUCAUUGUCUUUGAAGCUCAUAGAAAAUGUUUUCAUUUUGGCUGGAUGUGGAUUACUAAAUGCAGUUUGACAUGCCCAGGUCCCAUGUUCUGUCACUACAUGAAUACCAUGUUAGAUGACCUUAACCUAUUUAUCUAAAAACAUUUUGAAAUGCUGUUUAUAUUUUUAUAGAGCAUAGAAAAAGUUAUGCUUAACCAGAUAAUGUUUGUGACAAUGCUUACCUGAAGCUGUGUCCUUUCAUGGAAGACCCUUAAUUAUUUUCCCAGCCAAGACAAUUAUUUCACUGUCUUAAUCUAUGGAUUUAAAUUAAACUGUAUAAAGAGAGAUGUGACAUUUGUACUUUCUGACAAUAUGUGCCACCUUAUAGUUCUGUCUAUUUUUUUGAAUGGAUUGAAUAAAAUUCUAGGUGCAAGCCACCAGUGAGAA
Messenger RNA from Pogoniulus pusillus (Red-fronted tinkerbird), 2056 nucleotides. RefSeq names its product neurensin 1 (gene NRSN1). The transcript has 4 exons. Gene Ontology annotation, cellular component: neuron projection; transport vesicle; neuronal cell body. The coding region runs from base 270 to 857 and encodes 195 amino acids. Lineage: Eukaryota; Metazoa; Chordata; Aves; Piciformes; Lybiidae. The record is from RefSeq and is a predicted model, not a curated record. Gene Ontology annotation, biological process: nervous system development.